Penicillium verrucosum is the source of this 642-nucleotide messenger RNA. RefSeq lists its product as uncharacterized. Lineage: Eukaryota; Fungi; Ascomycota; Eurotiomycetes; Eurotiales; Aspergillaceae. The coding region runs from base 1 to 642 and encodes 213 amino acids. The transcript has 3 exons. The record is from RefSeq and is a predicted model, not a curated record.
AUGGACGAAAGUUGGCGGACUUCUAAAAGUUUGGUCAACUCAACUGGACUGCUCAGAGACAUUGAACUAACAGCAUUGACUCAAUCCCUCCUAUUUUCCCUUUCCGCCUCAAACCCUCACGAUGAAGUUCGGAAAGUUAGCUUUCCUUGCCAUGGCCAGACUGGCCACCCCGCCGUCCACGAGCCCACCUCCAACAACGCCUUGACGAAGAAGUCCUUCCUCCACAAUGGCAAACGCUGCCUGAACCUGUGCGCAGAUUAUUUGGAGCGCCGGGGAGUCAACGCCAGUGCCGAAGCUCACCGUGCCGCAACGGUUGCGAAACAUCAUAAGCGAGGCAUGAUUGCCCGUGACACCGACAAGGUGGUGAAUACCUCCCACCGUUCCUCCCUCAAUGUUACCCCGAACACCUCCGAGUCUGAGAUGUUCUCCAAGAGCCCUGUUUGCAUCCUUACCCCUGAAGGAGAGGUCGCACUUUUCUGGGUGAAGGGCGAGCUCGUCCACUCUGUCAUGUUUGGAACGGACCUCUACUGGGAUACCUGGAACGGCAACUCCACCGGUGUCUACUCUGGUGUCCAGAGUAGCCUGAACGGUAACGGCGACGAUGCUACCAACCUCGACAAGACCUCCCCGCGCGGUAUCUAG